Molecule: messenger RNA, 2349 nt
Organism: Bufo gargarizans (Asiatic toad)
Lineage: Eukaryota; Metazoa; Chordata; Amphibia; Anura; Bufonidae
Gene: HOMEZ
Product: homeobox and leucine zipper encoding
Exons: 6
Coding region: 110-799 (229 amino acids)
Biological process (GO): regulation of BMP signaling pathway; regulation of transcription by RNA polymerase II
Cellular component (GO): nucleus
Molecular function (GO): DNA binding; DNA-binding transcription factor activity, RNA polymerase II-specific
Source: RefSeq, a predicted model, not a curated record
CCUAAUACACCAGUCUCCUCUGCCACACACAGUCCUUUCAUGCAGAACUCCACAAAAAGUAGAAGCUAAGAGGAAGACGCUGAUUUUGGACACUGGAUUGUAUGUGAAUAUGGAUUUGAAGGUAAAACCAUGGCAUUUGGCAGGGCUCAUGUUGGCCACAACUUACUGUACUUUCAUUUCAUCUGUCGCUGGUUGCAACAAAGCUCUCUGUGCAAGUGAUGUCAGCAAAUGUCUUUUGCAGGAGCUCUGUCAGUGCAACAUGAAAGAAGAUGAUUGUCCCUGCUGUCAAGAUUGCAUGCUGUGUCUUGGGAGUCUUUGGGACCAGUGCUGCAGCUGUGUGGGUUUGUGCACUGAGAAUAAGGGAAGUCGUAGGCAUGCGGCCCGGAGAAGUUCGCUGGAGGUGCUGUCUGUCCCACUGCCUUCUCUGUUUCAGUCCUUGAGUGAACUUCAAGGAGAUGCGGCUAUGGACUGGAAUGUGCACACACUGCCUGUCACGAAAGAGCUGAGUCAGCAAUCUCACCUGGAUCAUGUCCUGCUUGGUGCACACACAGCUGUAGCUGCUCAGUCUCCAGUGAACACAUCCAGUAUCUGCACGGUGAUGUACUUUAAAUCCUGCAUGCCUAUGAGACGUUGUCAUGAAACCUGUGAAUUUACUGGAGCCUCCAGAUACCGCUGGUUUCACAAUGGCUGCUGUCAGUGUGUGGGACCAGACUGCUACGGAUACGGAAACAAGGAACCUCUAUGCCAUCAGUGUCACCCUAAAGGAGUACAGAUUGCUAGGGAUGCAGAUACAAAGUAAUACUGAAAGGAUCCAAAAGAAAGGGGAAGGGAAUUCCAAAGGAAAAAACAUCCUGGAGAAGGAGAAAAGAUAGAUACAGAUCUCCUUUAUACUUCUUGUCUUUCUGGGAUGCAUUCCAUAAAAAAGCAAGAUUAAAAAACACCAUAAAGAUGUUUGUUUCAAUAGGGAGAGGUGUAAUAAAUCACCGUCACACUUCUGACAGCAGCUUAUGUUGAAAUCAAAUAUGCACAAUGCUUCUUUUGCCCAACAGAAGACAAUUGUUGCCAACAUACAUAUUACAUCAUUAGUCAUUUCACCAAAACUGGGUUCAGACAAUAUUAAAAAGGGGUUUUCUGGUACUUAGAUAUUGAUGGCCAUCCUCAGGAUAGGAAAAUCCACGGCACUAUGGAUUGUUGUGAUGAAUGGUCUGGUAAGUAGAUGGAGCGUAGUACAAGGCAAAUUACCGCCGUAAAGCAGGAGGGAACAAUGUGUGGGCGUCCUUCCACUGGCACCUUAUCACAUGUAGGAGUGUGGUUCCAUUCUCUUUAUGAUUUCUAUCCUCAAGAUAGUUCAUCAUUAGGCUUGAACGAAUCGAGUUUCGGAUCAUAGAUCCAAAGUUGAUUAGUUUAAAAACUUAGUUUGUAAUGCUUUUUCCUUACAAAAUUUAAAUGUAUCCACUAGGUGUAGAAAAACUUCAUCUCGGCCAUAGUUGCGCAGGACGUCAAUGAAUGACUUCGCUAUUCCUACCUGCGUAUUGAAAUUUUUUUUUUAAUAGGAAUCCGAAGUUGGCUUUGAUACUGGUUGGUACCUCAGUACCCAGGAUGACUUUGGAUUCCUAUUUUAAAAUGUUUUUAAAUGCACAGAUAGGACUGGCCCACCAGGGAGGCGGAGGAUUCCUCGGUGGGCCCCCAGUCUCCUGCACCCGGAGACAAGACGGAGGAGUAAUUAUUUCUCUUGUUUCUCAGGAGAGAUAAUUAUUGUAGCCACUAGGUGGCAGUAUCGCACAGUGAUGCAGCUUCCUACUGGUGUAAAUUGUACAGGAGGCAACACAGUAUCUUCUAAAAUUCAGGGCUGCUGGCAGUGAAGGAGGAGAGAACAUGUCUGGCCAUCCUUCUGCCCUCCCUGCUGUCAGAAAACUGUGAGCUCUAGGAGACUGUAAGGGGGAAAUAGGGGAUUUGUUUAUAGUAGACUCAGAUCUGUUGAUCAGAGUGGCAUUGGGAGGGCUCUGUCCUAUGUCCCCCCAAUGCCUCUGCUUUAGGUGCACCCCCAUUAGUGCCACAGCUCCAGAUGCCCCCAAUGACCCCACUCUUAAUGCACCCCUAAUAUUGCCUCUUCUCCAGUUAAUGCCCCCCUAAUACCUCUGCCAUAGGAUCCCCACUAUUACCCUGCCUCAGGCAAACCCUAAUGCCUCUGCUUUAGGUGCACCCCUGUAAAUGCCCAGCUCCCGAUACCCCCACUCUAAAUGCACUGCUAAUAUUGCCUCUUCUUCAGUUACCUCUGCUCCAGGAUCCCCACUAUUUCCCUGCCUCAGGUGACCCUAAUGUCUCUGCUUCAGUUAUGACCCUCCGUUU